AUGUCUGUAAAAUCUUCUGAAGUUCAAUUACUUGCUUCUUCUAUGCCUUCUCUCAAGACUACUAAAGCAAAUAGGUUUAGACAUGUCAUUGGUAUUUGCGCCAUGGACAACAAGGCGCGUUCAAAACCUAUGAUGAACAUACUAAACCGACUACACGCUUACGACGAAUUCGAAACUGUGAUAUUUGGUGACAAAGUUAUUUUAGAUGAAGAUGUCGAAAAUUGGCCUAUUUGCGAUAUCUUUAUAUCAUUCUUUUCCAUUGGGUUUCCCUUAAACAAAGCUAUCGAAUAUGUCAAAUUACGAAAGCCAUUCUGCGUGAACGAUUUACCUAUGCAGAAAAUUCUGUGGGACAGACGUUUAGUAAUGAAAAUAUUAGAUAUCCUUGGUGUGCAAACCCCAAAACGUUUAAUUGCUAGUAGAGAUGGAGGAUCAAAAAUAGAUUCAGAUGUAAUGUCUCAAGUGUUAAAAAAUGUUGACGCUACACUUGAUACACUUGAUCAAAUUCUAGUUCCUCCUGCUAAAGUUGAAAUGAUUGACAUUGAUACUAUUAGUGUUGACAAUCAAAUAUUACGAAAACCUUUUGUCGAAAAACCCAUAAGUGGUGAAGACCACAAUAUCCAUAUAUAUUAUUCUUCUGAAAUGGGCGGUGGUGGUCGCCGUUUAUUUCGAAAGGUGGCUAAUAAGUCCAGUGAAUUUGAUCCUUCGCUAUCUGAACCUCGCACUAACGGUUCUUACAUAUAUGAACAAUUUAUGGAUGCCGAUAAUGCAGAGGAUGUAAAGGUUUAUACAAUCGGGCCUACUUAUGCUCACGCUGAAACUAGAAAAUCACCUGUAGUGGAUGGUCUUGUAAAACGUAACACAAAUGGAAAAGAAGUUCGUUAUGUUACCACACUGACGCCAAAAGAAAAAAAGAUUGCAGCAGAUAUAUCUCGCGUUUUCGACCAAACAGUGUGUGGAUUUGAUUUGCUUAGAGUACAUGGACAAUCAUAUGUUAUAGAUGUAAAUGGUUGGUCUUUCGUAAAGGGCAAUGACGAUUAUUAUAAUAAUUGUGCACGCAUAUUACGAAAUAUGUUCUUGAAUGCUGUCCGUAAACGUAAACUCAGCUGUGACACAAUACCGAAAGAACUUCGAUUCGAAAUUUCAUGGCGUCUUAAAUCCUUUAUAUCAGUAUUUCGACAUGCUGAUCGUACGCCGAAACAAAAAAUUAAAUUCAAUUUUCGAAGUGAACCAUUUAUAGAGUUAUUAAAUGGUUCGGAUGAAGAAGUUAUAUUGAGAAAAGAAUAUGAAUUAAAAAGAGUAUCAGAUGCGGCAAAUAAAGCCAUACAAUUACAAUGUGAAGAUUUAACAAAAUUGGAACAACUUAAACUAGUAUUACAAAUGAAGGGAGAAUUACCUGGAACCAAAGUACAAAUAAAACCUACGUAUGACAAAUCUACGGGUGCAUUUACAAAACUUCAACUCAUUGUUAAAUGGGGUGGUGAGUUUACACAUUCAGCCCGAUAUCAAUCACGAGAGUUAGGUGAAAAUCUACGGAAAGAUUUAUUAAUUUUAAAUAGAAACGUCUUUAAUGAUGUUAAAAUAUACACGAGUUCAGAACGGCGAGUUAGUACAACUGAAAUGUUGGAUGAUAGUAAUGCAGCUAAAGAACAAAUGGACAUAGUAAAAAGUCAAUUACGUAACUUAUUGAAAUCUAGAGAUACAAAUAAAAUGGACAACAUAACAUGGUCAAAGGAUAAACCUGAAAUAUGCAUUAUUAUUCAACAAGUUAUAAAGAUUAUGAAAAAACUUCAAAAAAUAAUGAGAGAAAAUUUUGAAAAAAUGGAAUAUGAAAAUAUUCAAUCACGCUGGUGUUGUUCAGAAAAUCCCAUACUUUUUCGAGAACGUUGGGAAAAAUUAUUUAGAGAUUUUUGUAAUGUGGAUCUUUUAAAAUUUGAUUCAACACCACAAGAGUAUGGUAUUGAUAAUAAAGAAAAACUUCAAAUUGGAUUAUUAACUUCAAAUUUAUUGUUACAAGAUAUAAUAAAAAAUUUAGAAAUUACAUUUGAACUUUAUGAACGACAUCGUGGUUUAAAUGGAGAUAAAGAAUAUUCAUUGCGUAUAGCAUUUAGUCCAGGAGCACAUGAUCCAAAUAUUUUAGAUUUGCAACUUGACGCACGACAUUGUUUAAAUGUUGCACCAAGAAUGUAA
Molecule: messenger RNA, 2187 nt
Organism: Diversispora eburnea
Lineage: Eukaryota; Fungi; Glomeromycota; Glomeromycetes; Diversisporales; Diversisporaceae
Source: the annotation of a GenBank genome assembly